AUGCCCCGCUUCGCCGCAACUAAAACACCGCAAACCCCCCAUACACUCGGCAGGUUUCCUGUCAAGUUCCUCAAUGCAGGAGAAUCCUGGGUUCCUCGAUUCGACGGUGGGAGCGGUUCAGAGUUAUUGGAUGCGAUGGUUGGUGGCCUGAAGUUCCCGCUGCUGCGUCAGGCCAAUUGUUUCUCCGCUUGGGAGGCUCGCUGGUGGGCUUCCGCCACAGUCAAUGGGUCGAACAUAUUCAAUACGUCUUGGAUUUGGAGUCGUAGGCCACCAAUGUAUCGCGAGCCCAGCUUCAGGAGAGAUUCAUUGAUGUUUACUCGCGCUAGAAAGGAGUAG
Linum trigynum is the source of this 336-nucleotide messenger RNA. The record is from the annotation of a GenBank genome assembly. Lineage: Eukaryota; Viridiplantae; Streptophyta; Magnoliopsida; Malpighiales; Linaceae.